UAAAUAAACAUGCCGCAGGACAUGUGCAGAUCGUAAUUUCUUAAAAGUUGGUGUAAAAUUCGAGGAAAAUCUAUUAAUUUAAAGUUGUGGUGAUGGCUCUGGAAACAAUCCAUAGGGCAGGAGCCUUGAAACAGACUAACAAGGCUCACAAACAUGGUAAACACUCGUCGAAGCGAGCACUGGAACGAGUUGCAAAAGGAAAGGCCAACGUAAAAUCUGUUUCGAAAAAAGCGAAACGAGAAAUUGGACGGGAAAAUCGUCGCCAGCAGGCGAAUCAGAUUCGUAAAAAUAAACGCCAGGAAGCGAUGGCGCUGAAGCGCAGUCUGGGCGGAGCAACGACUGCACCGUUUUUGACCUGCAUUCUGCCGCUGCAUGCCAAUGUAGACGCCAACUCGGCGUUGGCCAUUAUCGAGGGUUGCGACGAGGAAGCCACCGUUCAGAAGCUUGCCAAUGGAAUGCGUUAUAUUAAUCUUCCACGGUUUCGUCAGCGUUUUUCCUUUCUGGUUCCGCAGAAGGGUCAUGGUCAUGAGUUGGAAAUCUUGGACUGUUUGAAGGUGUGUGAUUCUGCAAUUUUGCUUGUGUCGGCUACCGAGGCCGAGGAUGAUGUGAUUGAUAAGGUCGGAGCAAAGAUUUUGAAUAUGGCUCUCAGCCAGGGGCUUCCAACGCCGAUGGUUUGUUUGAUGGAUUUGGAGUCGAUAGCACCGAAGAAGCGUGGUCAGGUUAAGGCUAGCGUCCAGAAGUCGAUAUCGACGGUGCUGCCGGACGAAAAGUUGAUGACCUUGGAUACCAACACCGAUGGGUUGAAUUUGCUGCGUCGCGUUGGCGGACAGAAGCGGAAGAUUCUGCACAACAGAGGCAACAGACCGCAUUUGUUUGGCGAGCACGUUGAGUACGUGCCCGAGAUGGGCGAAGAAGGUGUGGGAACACUCAAAGUUACUGGAUUUCUAAGGGGUGUGGCACUAUCUGUGAAUCAGCUGGUUCACAUUCCUGGUUUGGGGGAUUUUCAGAUGUCAGAAGUGUAUGCUGUUGAUGAUCCUUAUAAGCUAAGGAAAAAUGAUGAGGAAAUGUCCUCCGAAGAAGUGAGGCUGCUGGCAAAAGCGGAUCCACAAAAGCAAACAAGUUUGCAGCGAGAAAAUAUCCCGGAUGAAAUGGAUGCCGAGCAAACGUGGCCUACGGAGGAGGAAAUCGCCGCAUCAAGAAACGAAAAUAAGAAGAGAUUGAUUAAGAGGAUUCCUAAGGGUAUGAGUGAAUAUCAGGCGGCUUGGAUUCCGGAUAUCGAGGAAGUUUCGGAGAAUGAAAGCGACGAUGAUGACGAGGAUGAUGAUGAUGACGACGACGACGAUGAUGAAGAAGACUACAUGUCUUGUGAGUCAGAUAGCGAGAGUAAGGUGGCUGGGGACGGUGAUAAUUCAGAAGAUGAUGAAGAGUUUGAUGAAGUUAGCGUUUCGGACGGUCCGGUUUCGGCAGAUAAGUACGAUACGCAAAUGGACAUGGAGGAAGAAAAGCAAAGCUUAGCGAAACUAAAGGCAGCAAAAGACGAUGAGAUCUUUCCGGAUGAGAUAGACACACCGGCCAAUAUUCCAGCAAGGGAACGGUUUCGUAAAUAUCGCGGUUUGGAAUCUUUCCGGACGUCUCUUUGGGAUGUAAAGGAAAAUCUUCCGCUGGAUUACGCCAAGAUUUAUCAGUUUAAAAAUUUUGACCGUACCAAAAGGCGAAUCAUAAAGGAAGCGCAGGAAGUCGAUGAUGGAAUUUUGCCCGGGUGGUACAUUCAGAUCUUUGUUAAGAGCGUUCCGCAGGAUCUGUGGAAUGCCUACCUGUCCGCUGGCAAUGGUAAUCAUUUAAUUGUUUACGGUUUGCUACCGCACGAGCAUCAAAUGUCCGUUAUGAACGUUUGCCUCAAGCGAACGCCCAAUUCGUCAAUUCCGAUCAAAUCGAAAGAACGAAUGAUUGUCCAGUGCGGCUACCGUCGGUUCAUCGUUAAUCCCAUCUUCAGCCAGCAUACCAACGGGGACAAACAUAAGUAUGAGCGGUUCUUCCGACCCGGAAUGACUGUGGUGGCUACCUUUUUUGCACCGAUUCAGUUUCCACCGGCGCCGGUGGUUUGUUUCCGUGAAAAUCCGGACACUUCCCUGGCGAUGGUGGCCUGCGGAAGUAUCGUCAGCUGCAGCCCGGAUAGGAUUGUGCUGAAGCGUGCCGUGCUGAGUGGACAUCCGUUCAAAAUCCAUCGGAAAUCGGCCGUCAUUCGUUACAUGUUCUUCAACCCGGAAGAUAUCGAGUACUUCAAACCGUGCAAGCUACGAACCAAGCUGGGUCGUUUGGGGCACAUCAAGGAAUCGUUGGGAACUCACGGUCACAUGAAGUGUAUCUUUGAUUCACAACUAAAGUCACACGACACAGUGCUUCUGUAUCUGUACAAACGAGUUUUCCCAAAGUGGAACUAUGAGGAUUGUGUCGUUUCAUGUUCCCAAAACGCAGAGGCUAGCUUUGCUAGCGGUUCAGGAACUAACUCGAAGGAGGACGAAGAAAUGCAGGAGUGAUGGAACACUAAAAACAGGUAUGAGAUGAGUUGACCGCCUGUAGAUAUGGGUUGAACCUUUAAAUGAAUAUUAUA
Sabethes cyaneus is the source of this 2611-nucleotide messenger RNA. RefSeq names its product pre-rRNA-processing protein TSR1 homolog (gene Tsr1). The record is from RefSeq and is a predicted model, not a curated record. Bases 93 to 2537 code for a protein of 814 amino acids. Gene Ontology annotation, biological process: maturation of SSU-rRNA from tricistronic rRNA transcript (SSU-rRNA, 5.8S rRNA, LSU-rRNA); ribosome biogenesis; endonucleolytic cleavage of tricistronic rRNA transcript (SSU-rRNA, 5.8S rRNA, LSU-rRNA). Gene Ontology annotation, cellular component: preribosome, small subunit precursor; nucleus. Lineage: Eukaryota; Metazoa; Arthropoda; Insecta; Diptera; Culicidae. Gene Ontology annotation, molecular function: GTPase activity; U3 snoRNA binding; GTP binding. The transcript has 4 exons.